UUUGGAUCAAAAAUCAUUCCUCAUUUUACAGAAAAACUAACGUGAGAACAGUGAGAAGCGAAAUGGCGAUUUCCACGGCGAUUCUUCUCCGAUCUCCGCCGUGAUUUUUCUUCGGUCUACAUCUCGCUUCUUCUUCUCCACCGCGCUUCUUCUUCUCCACCGUGCUUCUUCUUCUCUGUGGUUUUUUCAGGUAGAAGGAUUUGAAGUAGUAUGAAAAACACUAGCCACCGUCCACGUUUCACUGCUCCUGCCUCCUCAUUUGUUGCGCCUGCAGCCUCUUCAUCAGUCGCGCAUGCCUCCUCCUCGGUCGUCGCUCCUGCUUCUUCUGGUGCGCCUGCCACUGCUGCUGAUGCUACACAGAAAGAGUGUUUUCUUAAUUUCUGUAAUGAACUAAGAGACAAGAACUACUUAAGUGACUCGAGGGAUGUGCUUGUUGAAGAGAAAGUUGCUACAUUCUUAUUCAUAAUUGGUCAUAAUGUUCGUCAUAGAGUUGCUUCAAACCGUUUUCAACAUUCCACAGAAACAAUCUCACGCAAUUUCAAGGAAGUAUUAAGGGCAGUGUGUCGAUUAGGAAAAGAACUGAUAAAGCAAGAGUCUAUGGAGUUGCCUAGUAGAAUUAAGAAUAAUCCAAAAUAUUAUCCUUGGUUCAAGAAUUGCAUAGGUGCAAUUGAUGGUACACAAAUAAGUGCAUGGGCUCCUGCUGAGAAACAAAUUUCAUGUAGAGGUAGAAAGGCAACAAUCACUCAGAAUGUCAUGUGUGCUUGUGAUUUCAACAUGAUAUUUACAUAUGUAUAUUCGGGGUGGGAAGGAAGUGCACAUGAUUCUAAAGUUUUACUUGAUGCAAUUACAAAUCCAAAUGCAGGAUUUCCUUGGCCACCUAAAGGUUCAUUUUAUCUUGUUGAUUCUGGGUAUCCAUGUACCGGAGGUUUUCUUCCCCCUUAUAGAGGUGAAAGAUAUCAUGCACAAGAAUAUCGAGGUCAAGGUAGACAACCAAAAAGUCCAGAAGAGUUAUUUAACUACAGGCACUCGUCUUUAAGGAUGACAAUAGAGCGUUGUUUUGGGGUGUUGAAAAACAGAUUUCCUAUUUUAAAGUUAAUGCCUUCCUACAAACCUUCAAGGCAAAGACUCAUAGUAACUGCUUGUUGUGCUAUUCACAAUUACAUACGCAAGUGGAAUUUGCCUGAUGAGUUGUUUAGGAUAUGGGAGGAAAUGGAUGAUAUAGAACUUGAGGCGGUGAACGAGGUUCCUAACCUUGAAGGGAGCUCGAAUGUUGAAAACUUAACAAGGUUAUCUAAUGAAGGUGCAACUGAGAUGGCAAUGGAUAGGAAUCAUCUUAGAGAUAGGAUGUGGGUACAUCGUCAUAAUUAAUCGAACUAAUUACAUUUUUUUUUAAAUUUUCUUAUAUGCAACAAUGGAGUAUGGAGUUUUGUUAGUUAUUUUGCGGA
This is a messenger RNA of Medicago truncatula (barrel medic), 1445 nucleotides long. RefSeq names its product L10-interacting MYB domain-containing protein-like. The transcript is spliced from 5 exons. The record is from RefSeq and is a predicted model, not a curated record. The coding region runs from base 211 to 1368 and encodes 385 amino acids. NCBI's taxonomy places the organism in Eukaryota, Viridiplantae, Streptophyta, Magnoliopsida, Fabales, Fabaceae.